CCAAGACGCUAGGUGGCAGUAAUGCAACAGCAACUGUCCUGAAUAUUUCACAAGAAGAAGCAUUUCAAGCAUUGGGCGCCGGAACAUUGUUGUCAGUUUGUUGUUACGUGAGGAAGUACAAAUAAAUCAGAAUGAGCUCCAGUAACACAUUCAAGACCCCUAAAAACUGUAGAGUGAAGAGCUUUGGUAGUGAUGGUGGGACCCCCAUCAACAUCCCAUCUUCACCUUUCAUGAAGAAGCUGGGCUGCGGCACAGGAGUCAGUGUUUAUCUCAUGGACAGAGCAGAAAAGCUGAAUGCGUCUCCCUGGGCUGUGAAGAAGCUCAACAGUAAAAUGGCAGCAAAACAAGCAGCCGUUUACCAGAAGCGUCUGAACGAAGAGGCAAAGAUCCUGAAGGAGAUCAAUCACCCAAACAUAGUCGGAUUCCGUGCUUUUGCCAAGGCCAAAGACGGCUCCAAGUGUCUGGCGAUGGAGUACGGAGGAGAGCAGUCCCUGAAUGACCUCAUCGAGAAGCGUAGGGAGGAUGGCCUGAAGUCAUUUCCUGUGAAAAACAUUGAGAAAGUGGCUUUGCACGUGGGCCGAGGUCUGCAGUAUCUUCACAAUGUACGAAAGCUGCUGCAUGGAGACAUGAAGUCUUGUAAUGUGGUCAUUAAAGGAGACUUUGAAAGCGUGAAGAUCUGUGAUAUUGGCGUCUCUCUGCCGCUGGAUGAGAACAUGAAAGUUUCCAACUCUAACAUGGAAUACAUUGGCACCGAGCCUUGGAAGCCAAAGGAGGCUCUGGAGGAAGAUGGGGAGAUCAGCGACAAGGCUGAUAUUUUUGCCUACGGACUGACUCUGUGGGAGAUGAUGACGCUGGAGAUGCCUCAUUUGGGACCACUGAAUGAUGCAGAUGUGGACGAUUCGAUGGAGGAGAGCUUUGAUGAAGAUGCUUAUUUUGAGAAGUUGGGGACACGUCCGGCGCUGGACACUGAUGCUCUGGGCAGCUCCUACCAGAGGAUGGUGGAGCUGUUCUACCUGUGCACAGAGGAAGACCCUAAGAAGAGGCCGUCAGCCACACAGAUCGUGCAGGCGUUAGAGAGCAACACUGCACUGGAGCGAAAGCCGUGUGAUGUGAUCGUGAUUGACUGAGGUGUGGAGCAAAUGUUUGUGGAGUUUUCUGAGUGAAGUCGUGUGAUUGUGUGAUUGCAGUGUAAUGCCUCUGAGUAUGAAGGGUGGGGGGGUGAAAUAUGAUCAAUAAUAGAAAUGUAACUUUGUACCAAUUAUGUCUUAAAUAAAACAUGAAAACGUAACCAAU
Messenger RNA from Cynoglossus semilaevis (tongue sole), 1293 nucleotides. RefSeq names its product PDZ binding kinase (gene pbk). Gene Ontology annotation, molecular function: protein serine/threonine kinase activity; ATP binding. Gene Ontology annotation, biological process: peptidyl-serine phosphorylation. The transcript has 7 exons. Lineage: Eukaryota; Metazoa; Chordata; Actinopteri; Pleuronectiformes; Cynoglossidae. Bases 132 to 1127 code for a protein of 331 amino acids. The record is from RefSeq and is a predicted model, not a curated record.